Pieris macdunnoughi is the source of this 789-nucleotide messenger RNA. The record is from the annotation of a GenBank genome assembly. NCBI's taxonomy places the organism in Eukaryota, Metazoa, Arthropoda, Insecta, Lepidoptera, Pieridae.
AUGUCGGAAUCAAGGAAAAAUCAUCUCAACAUCGACGGAGGUCAGGUGAAGGAAGACGAUCAUGUUGCAUCUUACAAGCCUAUAUCUGAAAAUGAUGAUGGUGAGCAUUUGUUAUUAUCUCUUCAAUGUAAAGUUGAGAGCACAUUAAUGCAGCUUAAUGAUUCAGAAGUAAUGGAAACUCCAGAUGAUCCAGAUGAUCACUGGGAUAGAGAGAGCAUUGUUGGGAUGUUAACUCUAUAUUUACAAAAUAUAGACAGAUUUAGGAAUCCCAAGAUACGAAAAAAGAAUGUGUGGAUUGAAAUUGGUAAUGCAGUGGGCAAAGCUGCUGACAGUUGUGAUAAGAAGUUUAGAAAUUUGAAACAAACCUAUGUUAGACUUUUGCGAAAAAGAAAUAAAAAUGGAAUGACGGCUUUUAAAUGGCCAUACUUUGACUUGUUUGAAGAAAUUUAUAAUAUCGAUGGAGAAUAUCAACCUGAGAUACAACAAAAACUUAGAGAUGGGACAAGUGAGAGAAUUGUUAAAGUUCUUAGAAAUAUUGGUUCAACAAAUAAAUAUGAAGAUCUAGAAAAUGGUGAGCCUUCUGUAACUAAUGAUGAAGUUAAACGGAAAUUAUUAAGGAAGAGAAAUGCAGAGUUUAGAAAGGUAACUCUAGAAUUGAGAGAUAGACAACGGACUGUGGAACAAAAGUUAGAUAGGUUAAUUAAUAUUGUAGAGGAAUCAAACAGUAUACAAAAGGAAAGAAAUAGAUUGUUCGAAGAGUUUUUAGAAAAGUUAAACCAAAAUCAAUAA